Messenger RNA from Hevea brasiliensis (rubber tree), 2376 nucleotides. RefSeq names its product protein SRG1. Lineage: Eukaryota; Viridiplantae; Streptophyta; Magnoliopsida; Malpighiales; Euphorbiaceae. The transcript is spliced from 4 exons. The record is from RefSeq and is a predicted model, not a curated record. The coding region runs from base 980 to 2077 and encodes 365 amino acids.
GAACUACAAAAAUCAGUGAUGGCUGUUUGCAACCAGGAGGCUAAUUUUUCCUGCAAGAAAAUCUUUUGUAAGUAGUAAUAUCAAAUCUGUAUAUUAUGAUAUAUAGACAAUUAUGCAUGUAUACAUAUGCUAAAUAGGAACUAGCAUUGUAAAAACCAGCCUAGGUAAUCGCCUUAUGGUCAAGGCGUGUCCACUCAUCUAUUUGAUUCAAGUUUGAUAUUUUAAGACUACAUCCCCGAGCUCUAUGAGUUGGGAUCAACAACAACAACAAUAACAUCUAAGUCUUAAUCUCAAACUAGUUGAGGUCAAUUAGAUUCUUUAUCGCCAUUCAGCAAUGAAAAUGGCUGGUAGUACCUGUGAUGCUGUAGGAAGAGGUUCAUUCUCCUUCCUAGCAGUACUCUGCGGUCAAUAAGCUUUAUAAAGGUCGCUUAAGUCAGAAAAGGCAAUGUCUGAACGACGGCCCUGGGCUGAAUGCGACAACGAGUAACACACAUAACAGUCUUUUUUGGCAGUUAAAAAAAAAAGAGCAUUUCUAAAGUUUCAGCAGUAGCACAUAUAUUGGCAAGAGUGCAGAAGCACUAUCCUUUGUAUUUUUUGGUUAAUAUAGUGGAAUCAGUAGUACAUCUUAUAUCCUGCUAUGAGCUACCAAUAAUGGAAGAUCAACUGUUAUUAAUUUACUAAAUUUUUUGUCUUCACAUUGUUUUUAAUGAGAAUAUGCUUUUAGAAUCCUUAGUUCUGCAUAUGUGCACAGAUGUUAGCUAGGUUCCCAUAAAAGAUUACUUAUGUGAGUAAACUUUUAUAACGGGCAUAUAAUAGGUACCUGCACCCUACAUGCUAUACAGCACACAGUAGACAUUAACAAUUGAAACUGUGUGCUUUCUCCUCAUAUAAAUAGAGAGAUUUGUGUAAGCUUGGAACUACCAAAUAUAGCACUAGUCAGCUUUCACUUAUUUAGUCAUCUCCAAAUUCUUCUACUGCCAUGGCUCCAGUACCCACUUCUCCAAUCAAGGUUGGUCAUAUAGAUGAUGUUCAGGAACUGAGAAAGGCUAAGCCAACAACAAUCCCUGAAAGAUUUGUCAGGGACAUGACUGAAAGGCCAACACUAGCCAUAACUCUACCCUCUCUGAGUGAAAUACCUUCCAUUAAUUUCUCAAGCCUUGUGAAUGGCAAUAAAGAUGAUUGCCAAAAUGAAAUCUUGCAGCUUGCCAGAGCCUGUGAGGACUGGGGAUUUUUUCAGGUGAUUAAUCAUGGAAUUGAUCUGAGUUUGCUUGAGAGCAUAGAGGAGUUGGCCAAGAAUUUUUUCAUGUUGCCUUUAGAGGAAAAGCAGAAGUAUCCAAUGGCACCAGGAACUGUUCAGGGUUAUGGACAAGCUUUUGUGUUCUCUGAGGACCAAAAGCUGGACUGGUGCAACAUGUUUGCUCUUGGGAUUGAGCCCCACUAUAUAAGGAACCCAAAACUAUGGCCAAUACAGCCACCAAAGUUCUGUGAAACAGUAGAGGUUUAUUCAAGAGAAGUCAGGAAGUUGUGCCAGAAUCUAUUGAAGUACAUAGCUAUAACCCUUGGCUUGAAAGCAGAUAUUUUUGAAGAAAUGUUUGGGGUAGCUGUGCAAGCCAUAAGGAUGAACUACUAUCCACCUUGUUCUAGACCUGACCUUGUUUUAGGCCUAAGCCCACAUUCAGAUGGCAGUGCCCUAACCGUGCUGCAGCAAGGAAAGGGUAGCUCAGUAGGACUCCAAAUAUUUAAAGAUAACAAGUGGGUGCCUGUUCAGCCCAUUCCAAAUGCAUUAGUAAUCAACAUUGGUGACACUUUAGAAGUUCUGACAAAUGGAAAAUACAAGAGUGUUGAACACAGGGCAGUGACUCAUAAGGAAAAAGACCGUCUCUCUAUUGUCAACUUCUAUGCCCCAAGCUAUGAAAUAGAGCUUGGACCCAUGCCAGAACUCGUGGAUGAGAACAACCCAUGCAAGUAUAGGAGAUACACUCAUGGAGAAUACAACAAACACUACGUAACUAAUAAGUUACAAGGGAAGAAAACCCUGGAAUUCGCCAAGAUUAAAAGCAAGACAUCUACAGAAUAGUUACUAAAAUUUGUUUACACUGGAGCUAAUGUUUCACUUCAUGUCAUCUGUGUAGAGUAUAAGUCCAAAUUACAAGUUGGGUGUUAUAUAUAUGUCAAAAUGAGUGGGAAUCAAUGAUGGUCUGCACUAUUCGUGUGUUAACUCAUAUUUGUAAUAGACUAGCAAUUAGUUGAAGCCUGUGGGGUCUUGUGCUCAUAAGCAUUUCUUGUCAAAUGUGUUUGGUUGUGAGGACUUUUUGAAUAAGCAUCUAUAAAUAUAGAAGAAAACAAGAAUCAAAACAGGAGUAUAUGCCACUUUUA